Nerophis lumbriciformis (worm pipefish) is the source of this 5226-nucleotide messenger RNA. The record is from RefSeq and is a predicted model, not a curated record. NCBI's taxonomy places the organism in Eukaryota, Metazoa, Chordata, Actinopteri, Syngnathiformes, Syngnathidae.
AUGGCGUUGUUUCAACUUUACACGCGGUACAAUAGAGUGUGGAUUCCAGAUGCUGAACAUGUUUGGAAAUCAGCAGAAAUUGUGAGAGAUUUCCAUUUUGGAGAUCAUAUUUUACACCUGCUUCUCGAGGAUGGCACCGAACUCAAGUACCCCGUUGACUCAUCACCACCAGAACUCCCGCCUCUCCGCAACCCGGACAUCUUGGUUGGGGAGAACGACCUCACCGCUCUCAGCUACCUCCACGAACCAGCUGUCCUGCACAACCUCAAAUUGCGCUUCUUGGAAUCCAGAAUCAUCUACACCUACUGUGGCAUCAUCCUGGUGGCUCUGAACCCUUACAAGCAGCUUCAUGUCUAUGGAGAUGCAAUCAUUCAUGCGUACUCGGGUCAGAACAUGGGUGACAUGGACCCUCAUAUAUUUGCGGUGGCGGAGGAGGCUUACAAACAGAUGGCUAGGGACCACAAAAAUCAAUCUAUUAUCAUCAGUGGAGAGUCAGGAGCUGGUAAAACGGUUUCUGCUCGAUACGCUAUGAGGUACUUUGCUGUUGUCAGCAAAUCUGGUAGCAAGACCCAAAUUGAAGACAAAGUUCUGGCAUCCAAUCCCAUAACAGAGGCCAUCGGGAACGCAAAGACGAUCAGGAACGAUAACAGCAGCCGUUUCGGGAAAUUCACCGAGAUAAGUUUUGACAACAGGUAUCGAAUUAUUGGCGCAAACAUGAGGACUUACCUGUUGGAGAAAUCAAGAGUUGUUUUCCAGGCUGAAUCGGAGCGGAACUAUCACAUAUUUUACCAAAUAUGUGCCUGCGCACAUCUGCCGCAGUUUAAAGAACUCAAACUCAGGAGUGCAGAUGAGUUUCACUACACGGGCAUGGGUGGCAAUAUCAUUAUUGAAGGUGUGGAUGACAGGAAAGGCAUGGAGGAGACGCAACAGACUUUCUCACUCCUGGGAUUGAAGGAGGACUUUCAGUCUGAUGUCUUCAAGGUUCUUGCAGCAAUUCUCCAUCUGGGAAAUGUGGAAAUCAAGAGCUCUGGGGAUGAUAGAUCAUCCAUUUCUAACGGCGAUUCACAUUUGAAAAUCUUCUGUGAGUUACUGGGCGUCCGCGCGGACAACCUGAUGCAAUGGCUGUGUAAUCGGAGGCUGGUUCUGGCAUCUGAAACGGUGGUGAAACCACUGCCAAAAGAUCGCGCGGUUACUUCCCGAGACGCCCUCGCCAAGCGGAUCUACGCUCAUUUGUUUGACUGCAUCAUUAACAGGAUCAACAAAGCACUGCAGGUUCCGGGGAAGCAACAUGCUUUCAUUGGAGUUUUAGACAUUUAUGGGUUUGAGACAUUUGACAUCAACAGUUUUGAGCAGUUUUGUAUCAACUACGCCAAUGAAAAGCUUCAGCAGCAGUUUAAUUUGCAUGUUUUCAAACUGGAACAAGAGGAGUACAUGAAAGAAGACAUCCCAUGGACGUUAAUAGAUUUCUAUGACAACCAGCCAGUCAUUGACUUGAUUGAAGCCAAAAUGGGAAUCCUGGACUUGCUUGAUGAAGAAUGUUUGUUUCCUCAAGGCUCCGAUCAAAGCUGGCUCCAAAAACUGUACAACUACCUGGACAGCAAUCCUUUGUUUGAGAGACCCAAGCUAUCCAAUGAGAUGUUUGUCAUUCAGCACUUUGCGGACAAGGUGGAGUAUCAGUGCAAAGGUUUUCUUGAGAAGAAUCGAGAUGCUCUUUAUGAAGAACUGAUUGAAGUUCUAAGAGUCAGUAAGUUUGCCUUUCUGGCCAAAUUCUUCCAAGAGGAGGGCCAAAGUGGUCUUAACAUAAAAGGUAUCAGGGUGAUGCCGGCCAGGCCCAGUGUAAUGUCGGCCAAUAAACAGCUGAGGACCUCAGUUGGGAAAAAGUUCCACAGUUCCCUUGCUUUGCUGAUGGACACUCUGAAUGCUACGACUCCUCACUAUGUGCGCUGCAUUAAGCCCAAUGAUGAAAAGCUGCCAUUUGAAUACGAUUCUGGACGGGUGGUGCAACAGCUGCGAGCCUGCGGAGUGCUUGAAACUAUUCGUAUUAGCGCCCAAAGUUACCCAUCGAGGUGGACCUACUUUGAGUUUUACAACCGAUACAGUGUUUUAAUGACCAAUGUGGAGGCGGGCAUCAAUGACAAGACACAGACAUGCAAAUCUUUGCUUCAAAGGUUGAUUCAGGACUCUAACCAAUACAAGUUCGGUCGCACCAAGAUCUUCCUUCGAGCAGGUCAGGUAGCUUAUUUAGAGAAGUUACGUCUGGACCAACUACGAGGGGCUUGCAUUACCAUCCAGAAAUACGUCCGUGGGUGGAUCCAGAGAAGGAAGUACCUCCGCUUGAGACGGGCUGCCAUCCUGAUACAACACUACAUCCGUGGCAAGAGGACCGUACGCAAAGCAGUCAGUGCAACAAACCUGAAGCAAGGCUGGUCGGCAGUGGUGAUCCAGAGGUACUGGAGAGGCUUCCGCAUAAUGAAGGCCUACCAAACGGUACGCUUGGCCAUCAUCACCAUCCAAGCUUUUACACGAGGUUGGCUGGCCCGUAAAUCCUAUGCCAAGCUGGUAGAAGCUCGCAAGGCCUUGGUCCUGCAAAAGUAUGCCAGAGCGUGGUUGGCUCGGCGUCGUUUUAACGCCAUUCGUCGACUGGUGCAUCAAGUUCAGCUCUCCUUCAGGGUGGAGCAGCUCCGAAAGAAGAAUGAGGAGCAGAGUAAAGAGAACCGCGGCUUGGUGGAAAGACUGACAAGCUUGGCCAGCUCUCAUUCUCAGGCCAUGGAGAAGCUUCAAGCUAUGGAAAUACAGCUGGGAAAAUCAGCCAACCAGAAGGCAUCCUUGGCAGCAAGAGAGAAGAAAGCUCAACAAGAUGCUUCUCUGAAAAUGACUGCGCUUCAAAGUGAAGUUGACGGGUUAAUCAUUGAGAAACAAGCCAGAGAAACAAUGUUUGAAGCCUCCACCAAGGAGCAGAAAGAAAAGUUUGAUCAAAUUAAAAUUAAUCUUCUGGAGGAGAAGGAAACUCAAGCAAGGCUCCGAAAGAUGGCUGAGAACAACCUUGAAAUGCAGAGACGGGACCACGAGAAGGAGCUGGGAGUCCUGAGAGAGGAAAUCAGGAAGUUGAAGGACGAGAGAGCUGCUCUUCAAAUGAAGAUGGAGGACGGCGACCAAAUGACUAUUGACCUGCAAGAUCAGGUGGCUCAGCUCACCAAACAUGUCAAAGUCAUUCCUGAGCUCCGCAAGGACAUCGCCAACCUACAGAGUCAAAAGAAUAACUCAGACCGAAAAAUGAAGCAACAAUCGGAAGAAGCAAGAGCUAAACUGCGUGAAAUUUCAAGACUACUUGCUGGAAGCAUUGUGGAAGAAGACGUGCUUUCGGGGCUAACUGAAGAUUAUUCUGAGAAAGCAUAUGAAGCUGAAGACCUCCUGGCAGCAUUUAGUGGUUUAGAGAAAGUGACCAGAACAUUGGAGAACCAUCGUAAAGAGCAGAAGGAAAGCUAUGACUCUCAAAUAGAAGGCUUGAAACUGAAAGUGGAUUACCUUCAAAAUGAGUACAGCAGCUUGCAAACACUUUUUACCGAGAAAAAUAACAUAAAUGAGAAUAUUCGCCAGGAGGUGUCCCGACUGAGCCGUGAGAACUCGGUUAUACCAGAGCUGAAAGUUCAGAUUUCAGAGCUUCUAAAACAAAAAAAUGAGCAUGAGAUCCUCAUAGAAAACCUGAGAAAGGAGUUGGAGGAAAAAGCCGACGAGAUGAAAAAUACCUUUGAAAAAAGGAUUGAAGAAGAGAGUUCAAAACGAAGGCACUUAGAGGAACAAGCAGAGGUGCUGGAUGAAGUGAAACUCGACCUUCAAGGUCAAAUAAAAGACUUAGAAGAGGAGAAAGAUCUUUUGAGCAGACAACUACAGAUGGAGAGAGAUGCCAAGAUUCGACUCAGACUCGAAGCCACGCAGUUAUCGUCAAAAAAUUUGGACUUGCAGGAGCAGCUUGACGACAAUGAAAGAAUCAUUAAACAAUUACAGAAUCAAAUGAUAAGCCUUGAAACAGCACAAAAAGCCCAGAAAAUGAUGUCACCUCUUCCAAAGCAUUAUCUUGGAAUGUUGGAGUACAACAGAGAGGAUGAAUCCCGACUCAUUAAAAAUCUGAUUUUAGACCUUAAGCCCAAAGGUGUGGCAGUCAACAUGAUACCAGUUCUGCCAGCUUAUAUUCUCUUCAUGUGUGUACGGCAUGUCGACUACCUCAGCGACGAAGAUAAACUUCGGUCUUUGAUGAACGGCAUUAUUACCGCUGUGAAAAAGAUCACCACAAAUCACCCAAACGACUUGGCCUUGUUGUCUUUCUGGCUGUCAAACAUGUACCAGCUUCUCAACUGUCUCAAGCAGUACAGCGGCGAGGAGGAAUUUAGGAAACAAAGCACUGCCCGUCAGGUGAACAACUGCUUGCAGAACUUUGAUUUGUCAGAUCACCAGCAGGUCGUCAGCGACUUGGCCAUUUGCAUCUAUCACCAGUUUAUCGCGGCCAUGGAAAGAUCGCUCACACCUGCGAUUGUACCUGGUAUGUUGGAGCAUGAGAGUUUGCAGGGAAUUUCCAGUAUGAAGCCCAGAGGCUUCAUUAAACGUUCCAGCGAUGACAAUGAAGACAUGGAGACCUAUACAAUCUCCUUCAUCACUCAGCGGCUCUCUCACUUCUACAAUAACAUGAUGCAACAUGGAACGGAGACACACCUCAUUAAACAGGUGGUCAAGCAGUUGCUCUUUCACAUCGGUGCGACCACCCUCAACAACCUACUACUCCGGAAAGACAUGUGUUCCUGCAGGAAAGGAAUGCAAAUCAGGUGUAACAUCAGCUACCUGGAGGAGUGGCUACAGGAGAAAGAGUUGCAAAAUUGUCAUCUCAUAGACACGCUCAAGCCGUUAGCUGAGGCGGCCUGGCUGCUGCAGGUCAGCAAGUCCACCGAUGACGACGCCAAGGCCAUUACCAAGAAAUGCAUCGAGCUCAACACGGUUCAGAUUGUCAAGAUUCUAAAUUCAUACACACCCAUCGACGGUUUUGAGAAGAGGGUGGCGUCGUCGUUUGUGCGUAAAGUUCAGUCACUUCGACAAGAUCAUGACGGCUCGGCGCAGCUGAUGAUUGACCCCCAUUAUCGUUUCCCAGUUACGUUUCCUUUUUAUGCUUCCUCACAGGCUCUGGAGCUGUUGCAGAUUCCCAAUAGCCUUCACCUGGAAUUUCUUACCAUGAUCUGA